GUAAAUUCGGAGAGGUAACCAAAUUUUCGUGUUUUCAAAUCCCUUUUCAUCUUUAUUAAAUUCAUGCUUAAAUAAUAAAGCACACAUCAACAAGUUUGGUAACGUUCGCCUAAACGUUGUUACUGAAAUAUUUUUGCAUAAUGACUCGAGCAAAGACUGGUGAAAAAAAAGGUCCCCGUAUCGAUGAUGUCGUUACCCGUGAAUACACAGUAAACCUGCACAAAAGGUUGCACGGUGUAGGUUUUAAGAAACGUGCUCCAAGAGCCAUUAAAGAAAUCAGAAAGUUUGCAGAAAAGCAAAUGGGUACUCCUGAUGUCAGGAUUGACACUCGUCUGAACAAACAGCUCUGGUCCAAGGGAAUCAGGAACGUUCCAUUCCGUGUCCGUGUCCGUCUAAGCAGAAGGAGGAAUGACGAUGAAGACUCGGUACACAAACUUUACACCCUUGUCACAUACAUCCCAGUUGCCACCUUCAAGGGAUUACAGACAGAGAAUGUGGAUGCGAGUCAGGAUUAAUUUAUUACCAUGAGAGUAUAAUAAAUAAUUUUGGCUAAAUGUUUGUCUUUUUAUUUAAAUAUACUUAUACUUAACUAAA
Molecule: messenger RNA, 594 nt
Organism: Phymastichus coffea
Lineage: Eukaryota; Metazoa; Arthropoda; Insecta; Hymenoptera; Eulophidae
Gene: RpL31
Product: large ribosomal subunit protein eL31
Exons: 3
Coding region: 141-515 (124 amino acids)
Biological process (GO): cytoplasmic translation
Cellular component (GO): ribosome; cytosolic large ribosomal subunit
Molecular function (GO): structural constituent of ribosome
Source: RefSeq, a predicted model, not a curated record